AAAAAUUAUUUAGACAAAAAUAUGGAAUCUCAGAAUUUGCCCGAUGAUAUUCGCGAUAAAAUGGAGCAUUUUGACGAAUCACUUCAAGAAGUGGAGGAUGUUUUUAAGCCAUUUUUAAAAGUACCCAUAACAGACCUUCGUGAAAAGUUCUCUGAUCCACUUCAAAAUGCAAGAUUAGAUUUAAUGGUUGCGUACACUGCCAAUUCAUUGUUCUGGACUUAUUUAGUAACUCAAGGAAUUGACCCAAAAGAGCAUCCAAUCAAAGAUGAACUUAUUCGAAUAAAAAAUCAUAUGGCAAAACUUCAAAGUAUUCAAGACAAAAAGAAAAUGUCAAGGGUUGAUACAAAUGCUGCAAAGCGCUUUGUAAGGAAUGCAUUAUGGCAGCCAGAUGAGAAAGGAGAUGCAACUCAAAACAACUCAUCUUCACAACAAGAUUCACCACGCUCUUCCAAAUCUCACAAGAAGAGAAAAAGAACUGAAGAAUCUCAAAAAAAGAAGAAAAAGAAGAAGAAAAAGGAAGAUUAAAAAAUUCAUAUUUUACUGACUCUAAUUUUAAUUUUAUUUUAGCCUGUUUUUAAUUUAAACAUGUUUUAUACUACUAUUGAGAUAAGAGAAGGUACUUUCUAAUGCAAUUUGAAUCAAAAAGGUUCCUCAGGGUGGCUAAAACCUUUUUUUAUCCUAUGACAUAUUUUUUUCAUGUGUAGUAUUUAUUUUUAUUAUCACAUUUAUAUAAAUAAAAAGUAACCAGAUUGUUAUGACAGGCUUCA
Molecule: messenger RNA, 767 nt
Organism: Hydractinia symbiolongicarpus
Lineage: Eukaryota; Metazoa; Cnidaria; Hydrozoa; Anthoathecata; Hydractiniidae
Product: nuclear nucleic acid-binding protein C1D-like
Exons: 6
Coding region: 22-525 (167 amino acids)
Biological process (GO): maturation of 5.8S rRNA; regulation of gene expression
Cellular component (GO): exosome (RNase complex); nucleolus
Molecular function (GO): RNA binding; DNA binding
Source: RefSeq, a predicted model, not a curated record